Messenger RNA from Opisthorchis viverrini, 1167 nucleotides. RefSeq lists its product as hypothetical. The transcript has 4 exons. The annotation marks the transcript as partial. Gene Ontology annotation, molecular function: protein binding. Lineage: Eukaryota; Metazoa; Platyhelminthes; Trematoda; Opisthorchiida; Opisthorchiidae. The record is from RefSeq and is a predicted model, not a curated record.
CCGAUCCCGAAGUAUUCCUUCUUGAAAUGAACUUUUCGGCGUCUGUCUGUGUGGUGGAUAAUUUUAACUCGGGUUUCGUGUCAUGCCGCACUGUAACCAAGAUGGCCUUGGUCAGUCUAUACUCGCAUAAGACGGAUGUAAUGUUGAAGCUCCUUUUCAGAGAUUCAUCGAAAACAUUUAAGGUGACGAAAUCUUUCCAUGAACACUAUCUUUUCAGUUGACAAAUAAUAUCAGAAAGCUGUACGACCGCAACGUGGCAUCCGGAAACCUGACCAUACGAAUUACAGUACCAGAAAAGGAUAUAAUGGUUCAAAAGGCAGAUCCGGGUUUACUGUCCAAGUUUUUGAAGGUUUUGCUUGACGUUGCAUCUGGACUGACGCCUCCGAAACAGAUAUUGAACACAGCGAACACUUGUGCCUCUGGGGUGAGGUGUUGUGCCGUAUGAUUUCUGAUCGACCCUAGUUAAAGCUUGCGAAAAUUCACAAGGUACACGUGAAACGGCGAGAGGAUUACCCUAUUGGAAAGCCAUUCCCACCGGACAUGACGGAGUUGAUUGUUCGGGAUUUGAAUUUGCGCUCUUUUGACUCCAGACUGCUCAAGUUUACCCAACUGCGCUCUUUGGAUUUGGGUUCAAAUAAGCUAACACAGAUCCCACUUGAAAUAAGCCAGCUUUCUUUGAAUUCUUUGGUGCUGGAUAGGAAUGCCAUAACCAGUUGGCCGUCAGUGGAACUGGAAUCAGCACUGGCUGUUUCUUUGAGAAAUCUGGAUUUAUCCCAUAAUCCAAUUGAUUGGCUCCCGGACGACUUUUGGAUCCUGAGAAACUUGGUUUCGGUCAAUCUUUCUCACCUCGGAUUGAACGGUCUACCUGCCGCGUUCCUGCACUGCCUGCGACAUCUACGUGAUCUUCGUCUUGAUGGCAAUAAAUUACGAUGCCUACCUUUCCCCAUAACUAUUCACACUCAGUGCAACCUCUCCGUUUCUGGCAAUGGAUUUUUGAACCCCGAUCCCUCUCCGGAGUCUUUACAAUACCUCAGAGUCCCCACUCUUUUUUCUUUGGCUUCGAUUGUAUGUUCUCGCCAAACCAAGUGUUGGUUGUUGCGGGAUUUUGUAGAAUGCAGUCGCUUGACUCGUUUGAAUAAUCGUCAUCCUGUCCAGUCGAAACCAUUC